AUGGUUUACCAAUCCAUCAGCUUAUGCUCUUGUCACAACGAUGACUCUGGCUCGAAGCGGGACUCGAACUCUAAGUUUUAUAACCUCUCCUUCUACUUUUUUCCCACUCAAGGUACUCCUGGCCAACGUGAAAAGGUCGACUGGUGCAAAAGUCUAACGGACCCAAUGAUGCCGGUCACAGAUGAUGACAAUUACUACUACUUGUCGUAUGAUCAACGAAAACCUUGUCUAUAUCUUAUCGCCUACUUUGAGGAUCACAGAGCCAGGAUGUGUGUACCAAACAUCAUUGAAAAGCUGCGAAACGAUUUUGCGGCAGGUCUGACAAACGUCCGAUAUCUGAUCACAAAGCAUCAGCCUGGCAACGCAAGACAUUGCUUCCGAAGACACUUGCUUUCGUUCGCCGAAAGCCUGAUAAAGGUCUCCUCUCAAGUGCGCUCCUGCCGUGGAACUGCACCAAAGACCCUGCUUGAUCGCGAGUACCAGACAAAGGUGAGGAAGGACCUGUGCAAGAUUCAGAAGCGCCUGCUACUUGCUGCAAAACAACUCUCGAAACACGACAUGGGCUCCAAAUUACGAGAGAUGAACUCCAUCGUGCGACACAUGACAGAGCUUAUGCAAUGCGUAAGUUUGUUGGAUCAGUGCAACAUUGAAUAUUUCUGUUGA
Molecule: messenger RNA, 663 nt
Organism: Protopolystoma xenopodis
Lineage: Eukaryota; Metazoa; Platyhelminthes; Monogenea; Polystomatidea; Polystomatidae
Source: the annotation of a GenBank genome assembly